This is a messenger RNA of Suillus clintonianus, 740 nucleotides long. RefSeq names its product Pre-rRNA-processing protein TSR2-domain-containing protein. Bases 46 to 678 code for a protein of 210 amino acids. Gene Ontology annotation, biological process: maturation of SSU-rRNA from tricistronic rRNA transcript (SSU-rRNA, 5.8S rRNA, LSU-rRNA). Gene Ontology annotation, cellular component: nucleus. Lineage: Eukaryota; Fungi; Basidiomycota; Agaricomycetes; Boletales; Suillaceae. The transcript has a single exon. The record is from RefSeq and is a predicted model, not a curated record.
GUAAAUCGCUUACUAAGCGAUUCUACUUACCUUUUCACCUUUGCGAUGGCUUCAGAUGCGUCACCUAUAUCAGUCUUAUUCGCUCGUGGCCUCCUAGCACGCCUCGCGCUAUGGCCAGCUCUUCGUAUCGCUGUGCACCAAAAUUGGGGAGGACCGCAAAGCGCACAGAAACAGCGCUGGCUAGCGGGUGUCAUCACAGAUGAAUUCGAAGCAUCCCUUCCACCAGUAUCUGUUUCAUUGACGGCUUUCGAUUCUCAUCAAUCAGCCUCCAUGCAUCCAUCACACACGCUCCCUGAGCCUGACACCGAGUAUAUAGAAACGAUGCUGCUCCAGAUCAUGGAUGACGAAUUCGAGGUUGCGCUCGAGGAUGGAAGCGCGUUCGACAUUGCUAGAGAUGUUGUGCGCUUGUGGAAUGAUGCGAAGGAGGGCAGGGAUGGAUAUGUUAAAGACUUGGAGAUGCAAGCAGAUCGGAUGAAAGGAAAAAUGCCACAAUUCGAAGUUGAAGCAGGGAGUGCAAGUGAUUGGGAAGAUAGCGACGGUGAUAGCGAGGAUGAGAGUGGAAGCGACGGCGAGGAUUACGGGAAGGAGGUUGUUCCACAGCUGCUCGACCAUGCAAAGGAAGCACCAGAUACUGACGAUGAUGGCUUUACGAUUGUGAAGAGGAAGGGAGGCAGAUAAAUACCGAGAUGUGCUCAAACAUUAAUGAUUAGACAAGAAUAAGACAUGCAACCACUAGUCGC